CGUUAAUGUUAGAAGGCGGCGGGGGGGUAAGGGUCCUAUUGGUGAGGUAGGUGAGGGUGCGCGGGCACGACUCCUGCAGUUUAAUGUCCAAUUUAUAUCUUUAAAAGACUUCUGCCGACGAAAGAAAGACAUUUUUAUAAGUUUACAAAGGACUGGGACGACGGCCAUGGCGACUGAGGGGGAGCCCACGGAGCUGGUGAAAGUCUUCCACCUGCUGGUCUUGUCUGUGUCCUGGGGCAUGCAGAUCUGGGUCACCUUCGUCGCAGGGUUUGUCCUGGCAGCAGGAGUGUCCCGGCACACCUUCGGCCUAGUUCAGAGCAAACUCUUCCCCUUCUACUUCUACGGCCUACUUGGAUCUUCCUUUCUCAACCUUGCUGUGUAUGCCGUCUACCACCCCCGGGAACUGCUGGAUACCCACGAGGCUGUGCAGAUGGGCCUGUUCUUCAGUGCCGUGGUGCUGGCGGGCCUCAACGCUCAGUGGUUCAGCCCGGCUGUGGCCGAGCUGAUGCUGCAAAUGCAGGAGGUGGAGCGGGAGCACGGGCUGGGGGCCGAGGUGGGCGUGCGCUCCAACAGGGAGGCCUACAGCAAGCUGCGCGAGCAGGACCCCAAGUACAAGAACCUCAGGACCUCCUUCUUCCGCUACCACGGGCUCUCCUCCCUCUGCAACCUCCUGGGCCUGCUGUGCACCGGGAUCAACCUCUGCUACACGGCCCUCAACCUCCGCACCGUCUGAGACCCCAGAGAUGCUCCUCCAGCGCUGAGUUUAGAGGCACCUUCCCAUGAAGCAGCUCGUUAAGACCUGUAAAACACUAUCUGAUUGGGUGCAAUAAUGUCAUUAACAAUCCAGAUGGAAAGAAAACCAGCAAAAAAAUGUGGCCCUUUUAUAGACCCUGAGGGUAGGAUCUUCCAUUUGAAGGUUCAAUUAUGCAAUCAAUGAUCUAUUGCAUUAUUAAGACACUGCAACAUUUUGUAAGGACUUGAGCUAGAAAAGCAAAUGUCAUCUUGAUUAUGAAGGACCACAGUCCUGCAGAAGUGCCUUUUAAAGAAAAUGAAUAGAACCUUGUUUGCAUAUCGGUAUGGUCCAUUUCAUGUUGUUAUGAGCAGUCAAACCCGGGACGGGGGGAGCUGGAUUGGGGCUUUAAUUUUGAUUUCCAUCAAAGUUAAAGAUACUCUCUGUCCUGCUGUUGUGCUUUUAGGUACGUCUCUGAUUGUAGUUUAACAGAGGGGUGGUAUUGUUACCUAGGAUGGGGCCCCGUGUUCAAUUCCUGGAGUGCUAUCUGUGUAGAGUAUGCAUGUUCUCCUAGUGUUGCUGUGGUUUCCUCCAGCUGCAGCAGUUUCAGCCCACAGUCCAAAGCCAUACUGUGUAUUUUAUGAAAAUAUAAUUUAUUACAGCAAAGUAUACAAGUCUUACAAAGAACUUAAUGGGCAAGUGGCCAUUAAGGCUGGAUUCGCUGAACAAAGUCCCUCCAAACCUCCUGAGUGGUCCCACUUGUUGCAGCCCAUUCCAUGUCUCCAAAUACCUGUCCUGGCUCUGAAACUGUUAGUCCGGUUUUCGGCAGGAGCGCAAAGUGACGGGUGUCCAUGGCCCACAAUCCUUUGACAUGGAGGAACCCCACCUGGCUAUGCCUCACUUCCUUCUGCCUCCGAGGUUUGCAAGGAUCCCUUGCUCCCGCUCUUUGUUGUGCUGGAUGAGAGUGUUCCUCACGCUCCACAGUCCAAUCCAGUCAGUGCCCGCCCCAGCAGGAAGCGGUUUUAGCUCCCUUGCUCUCUAGCUAAAACACCCCCCACUUCCCCAGUUAAGUCCCUUGUUUCUUGCUCUGCCUUGUCAAAACCGAAUCAGAAUGGCAGAGCAGUCUAAGGUGCUGCGUUAAGGUCGCAGUCUCCCCUGGAAGCGUGGGUUCGAGUCCCACUUCUGACAGUGAAUCGGCUUGUGGGAAAUUGUGUGCCUUGCAAUGAACUGGUGUCCCAUCCAGGGUGUGUCCUGCCUUACACCUCGUUGUUUAGUGUAAUAGGCUCUGGCUAACCCCCAUGACCCUCUACUGAAUAAGUGGAUUAGAAAACAGCUAGAUGUCUACUUUAAAAGAGAAAUACAGAGUUACAAUGUUGCUGCAUUGGUCCAGUGACUUAGAUGUUGCAUGGAGGUACAUAUUCAGUAUGUGUUUUUUUUUCUUUUAUGUAGUAUGAAAUGGUCUGUUCUACAAUGGAUUUAACAUUUUACAUGUUUCUGACCUUAAAGGUUUGGAAUGAGCAUUUUAUGGGAUGCACCGAUUAGUUUCUUAUAGGCACAGUCUGGGUUUUACAUUUGAAUUGCUUUUAAUCCUAGCCCCCUCGUUAAAAGCAGGGUUUUAAUUUCUGUGGCAAAGUGUUAAAGUGUUUUGUUGUGUUUGCCACACAGGAGCCAUUGUGUUUUUGAAAGAAGAGAUUUUUUUUCUCCAAUAAACACGCUAAGCUGUUUCUA
Lepisosteus oculatus (spotted gar) is the source of this 2458-nucleotide messenger RNA. RefSeq names its product transmembrane protein 205 (gene tmem205). The record is from RefSeq and is a predicted model, not a curated record. Lineage: Eukaryota; Metazoa; Chordata; Actinopteri; Semionotiformes; Lepisosteidae.